This is a messenger RNA of Anguilla rostrata (American eel), 1758 nucleotides long. RefSeq names its product NACHT, LRR and PYD domains-containing protein 3-like. NCBI's taxonomy places the organism in Eukaryota, Metazoa, Chordata, Actinopteri, Anguilliformes, Anguillidae. Gene Ontology annotation, molecular function: protein binding. Gene Ontology annotation, biological process: intracellular signal transduction. Bases 63 to 1568 code for a protein of 501 amino acids. The transcript has 4 exons. The record is from RefSeq and is a predicted model, not a curated record.
GAGAUCAGAACCAGGCCAGCAGGAUUAUAUCACACACAAAGUCAUUCAGGAGUCUCUACAUCAUGUGUCACAUACCGGUCUUCUGCUGGAUUUCUGCUACUGUUCUGGAGACAAUGUUGGGUAAAGUAGGGAAUGAAGAUCUUCCCAAAACACUGACUGAAAUGUACACACUCUUCCUGCUCAUUCAGACUAAUGUGAAGAAUCAGAAGUAUCAUGACAUUGAUGAGACAGACUCAAAGAAGAUGUCAGCAUCAGAUACAGAGGUCAUCCUGAAACUGGGGCAGCUGGCUUUUCGACAGCUGGAAAAGGGCAAUCUGAUAUUCUAUGAAGAGGACCUGAGAGAGAGUGGCAUUGAUGUCAGUGAAGAUUCAGAGUACUCUGGCGUGUGCACAGAGAUCUUUAAAGAGGAAUGUGGGUUGGGUGAGGAGAAGGUCUGCUGCUUUGUGCAUCUGAGCAUUCAGGAGUAUCUGGCUGCCUUGUUUGUGUUUCAUUCAUGUGUAAGCGAAAACAGAAAUGUACUCAGAGCAGAAGAAUCAAAACCUUGUAGUGACAGAAUGCAGCUGUCUGAGUUACACAGGAGUGCAGUGGAUCAGGCCUUAGAGAGUAAGAAUGGACACCUGGACCUUUUCCUCCGAUUCCUUCUUGGCCUCUCUCUCAACUCUAUUCAGACUCACUUGGGGAAAAAAACAAACUCCAUUGUCAAUUUAUUUCAAAGACUACGGACACAGACAAAAAGCAGAUCAGAGAACAUUGGGAAAACUGUCCGGUACAUUAAGAUGAAGAUCAGAGAGGAGUCCUCAGCAGAGAGGACCAUCAAUCUGUUCCAUUGUCUCAAUGAAUUGAAUGACAACACUCUAGUGGAGGAAAUCCAGAAUUCCCUGAGAUCAGAAACACUUUCAGAUAAAGAGCUGGAACCAGACGAAUGUUCAGCUCUGGCCUUUGUGUUACUGAUGUCAGAGGAGGUCCUGGAUGAAUUUGACUUGAAAACCUACAACACAUCAGCAGCAGGUCAUCAGAGACUGCUACCAGUAGUCAGGAGCUGUAGGAAGGCCAUACUGAACAGCUGUGGCCUCACAGAGAAGUCCUGUAAUAUUGUGGCCUCAGCUCUCCAGUCAUCAAACUCAUCCCUGAGAGAUCUGGACCUCAGCUACAAUAACCUGGGAGAUUCAGGAGUGGAGCUGCUCUGUGCUGGACUGAUGAGUUCAAACUGUAAACUACAGAGACUGGGGCUGGGGUGGUGUAACCUCACAGAGGGCUGCUGUGAUGUUCUGGCCUCAGUCCUGCGUUCUCCUCACUCAGAGCUGAGAGAUCUGGAGCUCAGAGACAACGAGCUGCAGGAUUCAGGAGUGAGAGCGCUCUCUGCUGGACUGGAGGACCCACACUGUAAACUGCAGAGACUGGGGCUGUCAGGCUGUAGAGUCACACAGAGAGGCUGUGAUUCUCUGGCUUCAGCUCUGUGUUCAAACCCCUCACACCUGAGAGAGCUGGACCUGAGAUACAAUUACCCAGGAGACUCAGGAGUGAAAGCACUGUCUGCUGUUAAACUGGACACACUCACACUGCUGUAAGUACAGAGAGUUUCCACACUGCAUCUCACACACACACACACACACACACACACACCCGAGAGAGCUGGACCUGAGGUACAAUCACCCAGGAGACUCAGGAGUGGGAGCGCUGUCUGCUGCUGAACUGGACACACUCACACUGCUGUAAGUACAGAGAGUUUCCACACUGCACCACACACACACACACACA